Babesia bovis T2Bo is the source of this 967-nucleotide messenger RNA. Its product is annotated as Programmed cell death protein 2 C-terminal putative domain family protein. The transcript is spliced from 6 exons. Bases 22 to 936 code for a protein of 304 amino acids. The record is from RefSeq and is a predicted model, not a curated record. Gene Ontology annotation, cellular component: cytoplasm. NCBI's taxonomy places the organism in Eukaryota, Apicomplexa, Aconoidasida, Piroplasmida, Babesiidae.
CAUACAAAAGGGAUAUCUAAAAUGACGCAAAUCGCCCACUUGUCGAAGGAACGGCCGGGAGAGGCCUUUGAAGCAUUCCGCCACUCACGCUUCGGUGGUAACCCAGUGUUGCCAACAUCCGUGCAAGUAGCUACGCCCCCGAGAUGUGCUGUAUGCCAACGUGAACUGUUGUUCCUGAUGCAGCUUGCUACACCUUACAAACACGAUGUUGACCGAGUACUAGUAAUCUACUUUUGCCCGGAGCAUUCCGAGGCAAGCGAAGGGUGGUCUAUUUACAGAUAUACCAUGAGUUCAUCGGUACCGGGAAUUGUAGCUAGCACAUCUGCAUUUGACGAGAUGAACGCCUUGUCAAGUUGGGUCAGCGAUAUCGACCUUGUACCCAGUAGUCACGUGGGUGAUCAUAUUGCCAAUGACUCGUCAAAUGCAUACCGAGUGAUUGUGGAAGAGGAUUUUAUAAAUCCAGCAUUAGAGUUCAAAGGCAUUGACGACCAGCGGCUUUACCAGUCAUACAGGCAUCGCAAUCGCUCUGAACUGGACGAAGAGGAUCACAUGGACUUUGAUCAACUGGAUUCCAUGGCUAAUACCGAUGACGAUUCUUCCAUGGACUCUGACCCAGAGGAUAUGAUAGAUACCAUGUUAAUGGAGUUCCAGCAUUACGUCAGCCUGCGUCCCAGCAGUGUACUGCGCUACGAUUGGAGUGGCAUUCCGCUAUUGCUGGAGCGUACUUCUCCACCAGCAAUCGUGUGUAACGGAUGCAAUGGACCAGUGGCAUUCGAGUUCCAGCUGCUGCCGCCAUUCACCAAGUAUAUUGCCCAUCACAUAACGCGCCGAGCGGCCAUGCAUAUAGCGUCUGUACUAUUUUACACGUGCCGGAACGACUGCAUAACCGCAAACAGCGGAAUACAGGAACAUGCCUACGUGCUACUAUACGUCUAGAAUAUAUAGUCAGCACCGGCGUACAUAGCCC